AUGAUGCUAAGUGAAGUCAGUCCAUCACAAAAGGACAAAUGGGACCGUGGCAUUCCGCUUCCAUGGGGUGCGGAGAGUGAACUCUGGGGAUCAAAGAAAAACGCCAGCUGCCGUGGACCGCUGAGGAACGGCCGGAGUCCGGCGGGAGCUCCCCUUCCCCUCGCCCGCCGCCUCUCCCUUCCCGCGGCCCCUGGAGGCCGAGAUCCAUCCGCGUCCCGCGCGCGCUUUCCUCAGAGGCUCGGCCGGGCGCCCUGCUUCAGAGGGGGCCUGAGGGAGCCUCCGCCUCCGCCGCUGCUUUCUCCCCCUUUCUUCUCCAGCGGCUCCUCCAGGCCGCUCCAGAGACCCCGAGGACCCAAGGACGGUGCCGGGCGGAAAGUCUGUGCGAAGCUGAUGAAAAGGUUGCCCGGAGACAGCGGAAGCUACAUGAGAUAUGAAACUAAGUACCAAGAUAUCUAGACAAGCCCAACUCCAAUGUAUCACAAGACGCUUGGGCCUUGCAAAAAAGGAAGCUUGGAGGAUCAACAUGAUUGGGUGAGGCAGCUAUCUUCAGCUUUAAUUUGGGACAAUUACGCAGGGUCAUCCCAGCUCCAGAACUAACUCUCCAUGGAAUCAGCAGAGGCCUUCACUGAGACUGUGUUGCAGUUCAAAUUCUCCCUCUGGCCAACCCCACAGGUGUUAAUUCCAAGAGCAAUCCCCAGUAAACCUCUGCAUGC
Molecule: messenger RNA, 713 nt
Organism: Pongo pygmaeus (Bornean orangutan)
Lineage: Eukaryota; Metazoa; Chordata; Mammalia; Primates; Hominidae
Exons: 3
Coding region: 1-456 (151 amino acids)
Source: RefSeq, a predicted model, not a curated record